UUAAGGUAGACGCGAGGUGGGAAAAUUCGUUCUGUCGGUUUGUACCACGAACCUGUAACAGAAACAUGAUUUUUAGAAGAAGUUUGUGACUUUAUGGAUCCCAACCUGAGACACAUAGACUCUUUAGUUAUACGUUCACUCCCAUCACUAAUCCAUCUUGUGUGUGUGCCUGGACACUGAUGUCCUCACAGUCAAUGUGAAUUUCUCCGGGAAAUUUGCAGCACACCUGUUGAUGCAGAAUGAAGAUUGCGGUCGAAGGCUGCUGCCAUGGCGAGCUGGACAAGAUCUAUGAGACAAUUGAGUAUUUGGAGAAGAAGGAAGGGGUGAAAGUUGACUUGCUGCUGUGCUGCGGAGACUUCCAGGCAGUGCGAAAUGAAGGGGACAUGAAGUGCAUGGCCGUGCCUGCCAAAUACAGAACGAUGCAAACGUUUUACAAAUACUAUUCUGGAGAGAAGAAGGCUCCAGUCUUAACCAUCUUCAUUGGAGGGAACCAUGAGGCUUCCAACUACCUUCAGGAGCUGCCUUACGGAGGCUGGGUGGCACCCAACAUUUAUUAUCUGGGUUAUGCUGGUGUAAUUCGCUACAAAGGGAUCAGAAUUGGUGGCUUAUCUGGAAUCUUUAAAUCCCAUGACUACAGAAAGGGUCACCAUGAAUUCCCUCCAUACAAUCCUGAAACACUUCGCAGUGUGUACCACAUCAGAAACAUUGAGGUUUUCAAACUGAAACAGAUCCAGAUGCCCAUAGACAUUUUCAUGAGCCAUGACUGGCCUCGUGGAAUCUACUACUACGGCAGCACGGGAGAACUGUUGCGGAAGAAAAAGUUUCUGCGUCAGGAGGUGGAGUCGAAUACUCUGGGAAGUCCUGCAGCCGAGGAGCUCCUAGCUCACCUCCAGCCCAGCUACUGGUUCUCUGCUCACCUCCACGUCAAGUUUGCUGCCAUUAUGCAGCAUCCGCCUAAAGCUAAUGCUGCUCCACGUGUGACCAAAUUCCUCUCUCUGGAUAAAUGUUUGCCCUACAGGGAAUUCUUACAGAUUGUGGAUAUUUCAGAAAGAUCCUCUGAGGGUCUGGAAUAUGAUCCAGAGUGGCUUGCUAUUCUGAAAGCCACCAACAGUCUACAGAGGACCACCCCUCACCCCUGGAACCCCCCAGAGAAUAACGGCUUGCAUGAACGGUGGGACUUCAGGGCAUCAGAAGCGGCCAUGAUGGGGGUGGUGGAGGAUCUCAGUGGGGAACUUGCCAUUCCAGACAACUUCAGCCGGACCGUGCCAUCCUAUGACCCCAACAGGCCGCAACCUUACACGGCCCCGAGCUGCAGCACCAACCCCCAGACAACGGAGCUUUGUGCUAAGCUAGGCCUCACGGACAUCUAUGCUGUCCAGGUAAGUGGUGAGCUGGGCAGAGUUGGAGGCAGCACAGUAGGCGACGUGGAGGACGAUGACAGUGUGGGAAGUGCAGAUGAGCCCAGCGAGUAUCCAACAGAUACCUCGGGGUUGUCAGGUUCUUUCAACCCCGAUGAGAUCACUAUAGAGGACGAGUGGGAGGAAGAGGAGUCAGAGCCAAAAGAAGCUCCAGCUGGUGAAAUUCAUACACCCAGCCGCAUGGUUCUACCUGAACCCAAAACCGAUCGGCCCUUCUCAAUGAACCUGCCGCCCCCAGCACACUCCACCCCAGCAGCAACAGCAGAGAGGGAAGAACAGGACGAGGAGGAGGACGUCACAUCUGCACGACUCCUUAAACGAACCAAUAAUGAGACUGUGGAUCCUGGAAGCAGAGGCACCACUCCCAGAAUCAAGCGCAGGAACCAGGUCAUCUACACGGCGGCGGAGGACGAGGAGUGUGAGAGUUAGAGGUCAGGAUAAGAUGGGUGUACAGUUCUCCUUUAGUUAUUUAGAGGCUCUAAUUAGACACAGCUACCUACCUGAGUUGUGCUACACAGACAUUUGAUUUUUAUUGAAAAUGACCUAAAAGCAAACUGUACACAACAAAAGAUUUUGUUUCUACAUUCAGUUUCUUUUUUAUAUUUUUAAAUUAAGAAAAGGUUAGGAAAAAAUAUUUGAGUUCAGUUUAAUUUUUUUGUACAUUUGAUUACAAGAUACCAGCAAUAAUUAAAGAGGCUAAAGAGAUGGGAGGAUCUUUUUUAAACAUAAAUUCAGACUUAGACAAAGAAAGGGAACUACCCUUUUUUUAAGCUUUCAUUUGUAUUCUGAUAGAAAUGAUUUUAACUUGCCCGACAUAUUUUUUUUAUCAAAAUGCAUGGUGAAUAAAGAAAAGUUUUCUCUGGAUAUAUGUUCUCCUUUACUUUAUUUAGAGGCUUUAAUUAAACACUGCUGCACUCUUAUUAAAAGGCCUUAAAAGCAAGCUGUAUACAACACUAGAUUUAAUUUAUACAUUCAGUAAUUUUAUUUUUUUUUAGUAUCUGUAAAGGUGGUGUUCAAGAUAAUGACAGUGAUUAAAGAAGCUGAAAAGAUGGAAAGAUCUUUUUCUAAUGAAUUCAGAAAGAAAAAUAAUCGGUUUUAUUUAGCAUUUAACUUCUGUCAUCUGAACCUUGUGAGUUUUUAAUGUCUAGGGACCAUUUUUUAGCUUUCAUUUGUGUAUUAAUUAAAAUUGCUCUAAUUCAUUCAACAUAAUUUAUCAAAAUGCAUGACAAAUAAAGAAAAGAUUUCUCUGGACACCGAUAUUUGUUUAAAUCAGUUAGAUUUAUAACAUUGAUUAGAGUCCUUCAAACAAUGCAUUCCAGGUUCACAGGUGUGCUCUGCUAAAAAUCAACAUCCAUUUUAAUUUAUAUUUAAGACAUUUUAUAUAUAUAUAUAUAUAUAUAUAUAUAUA
This is a messenger RNA of Mugil cephalus (flathead mullet), 2826 nucleotides long. It is a transcript of the gene dbr1, whose product is annotated as debranching RNA lariats 1. The transcript is spliced from 9 exons. Gene Ontology annotation, cellular component: nucleus. Bases 240 to 1847 code for a protein of 535 amino acids. NCBI's taxonomy places the organism in Eukaryota, Metazoa, Chordata, Actinopteri, Mugiliformes, Mugilidae. Gene Ontology annotation, molecular function: RNA lariat debranching enzyme activity. The record is from RefSeq and is a predicted model, not a curated record. Gene Ontology annotation, biological process: mRNA splicing, via spliceosome.